CUUUCCUAUCCUCUUAUAGCGGUGGUGGUUUCACUUUAAGACUGGUAAUAGCUCUAACCGUUGCUCGAAAUCGCCAUUGUUGGUUUCAACCGAGUGAUGAGUAGCGGAGACAGGGUCUUCCGGUGUAAAGCAGGCUCUCUUUAUGAAAUACAUGAUCGAGGUGUGGAACUGCCAACUACCGGAGCACGUUACCACAAUCCAUUGUUUUCCGAGAUGAUUGCCUGUAAAAACUGAAACGACACGGUGCGUCGGACACACCUGGGAUUGUACCAAAGCAGUCUCAACACGCUCGAUUAAGACAACAGUCUCUGAAGUACAUUAUUCCUUUUGAGGGAUAUUAUUUUGUUGUUAUUAUAAGAAAAAGCCAUUCCAGUGGGUUUUAUUUCAUGGGGAUGUGUUCAAGGCAAGAGAGAAUACAAAAAGACGUCGACCUCGUAAUUCAAAGGUGCAAGGCAGAGAAAGACUGCCUUUUCUCUGAUUUUAGGUACACUGACGCCACGUUCACAUUCACUUAUUCCAAAGGAUCCAAAAGAGGUUCGUACUCGGUCCACGUGUCUGAUGAUUACCCAGACAACACAUAUGUGUCAAACUCUCAGAACGAUGAUGAAGUCUUGGUCACCAGAGAUCCAAUCCCUGUCAUUUUUCAUAGAAUUGCAACAGAGAUUAGGAUCAAUAAUGAUGCCAGCAGCUGCCUAUCCAUCAAACCUAAACUUCAGAUCGACAAAAACCAGUGCCAAUAUGCCGUAGAGGAGGAUUCUGAGGGGGACAAUGAUUCGGAGGAAUUCUACUAUGGGGGUCAGGUGAACUACGAUGGCGAGCUCCACAAACACCCCCAGCUGGAGGCGGACCUGGCGGCGGUGCGCGAGCUGUACGGGCACCACGCGGUGUCUCUCAGGGAAUACGGUGCAAUUGAUGAUGUGGAUAUUGAUCUGCACAUCGAUGUCAGUUUCCUUGAUGAGGAGAUCGCUCUGGCGUGGGAUGUGAUCCGGAGAGAGCCGGUCAUCGUACGGCUCCACUGCUCACUAACACAGUACCUGAAUGGACCAGUGCCCACAGUGGAUGUUUUCCAAGUGUCCACAAAAGACCGGUUCGGUCUUGGACACCAGCUGAAAAAGAUCAUGCAGACAUUUGUCACCCAGCAGUGGAAGCAUCAAGGCAAGGAGAAGCUGAACUGCCCCCACAGUAAAAAGCAGAAUGACAAGAAGGUCAAAUCUCCCCUCCACAUCUUCUCAACGCUCCGCAGAUCCCCCAGCUACCCCCCCCCAGGCUGCGUCAAGAGCAAGAAGAAGUUGAAGCCGGAGCAGGACUCCAAGUCCCACCGCCUACUCCGGAGGACCUGCUCCAGCACCGUGCGGCAAGCGGAGGCGGACGGCUGCCCCAAACCCACGCACAAGUUCCUGGGUCCCUCCCUGUCGGCUGACCCCCGCACGGAGCCCUCCGGCCCGGCCAAGCCCCACCGCCUCCUGAGCCGGCCCUGCUCCUCCACACCGGUCAAGCCCGAGGACUGCCCCUCUGCCCUGCGGGCCCCCCACAAGCUGCUGCCCCGCCCCUGCCCCGGGGGGGACGCUCACUGCGACCACGGCGUGGGCGGGCUCAGCGGGGGGGUGAGCGGUCUGGGCGGGGGCGGGGGAGGAGGGAGAGGGCUGAAGCCUCAGCGCCUGCUCACCAGGUCGUGCUCCGGAGCCAUCAGGACGGAGGAGAUGGACGGGCUGAGGCAUCACCACCGCCUGCUCAGCCGGUCCUACUCCAGCAGCACCAAGAUGGGCCGGCAGGACGGCCUGAAGGAGCCGGCCCCAGAGAGCCACCGUCUGUCUCUUACCUCAGGGCUCAUGGGCAUCCUGUCCCCCUCGCUCGCCUCCUUCCCACAGCCAAACCACGGAGCCAAGUCCAUUCCAGUCCGAGACAGGGGCUUCCUUGUCCAGACCAUGGAGUACGCAGAGCAGAGGAUUCCAGUCCUGAACGAGUUCUGUGUGGUGUGUGACGAGCCCCACGUGUUCCAGAACGGACCCAUGCUUCGACCCACAGUGUGUGAGAGGGAGCUGUGCGUGUUUGCCUUUCAAACGUUGGGCGUGAUGAAUGAAGCUGCUGAUGAGAUCGCCACAGGAGCUCAGGUGGUGGAUUUGCUGGUGUCCAUGUGUCGCUCAGCUCUGGAGUCUCCCAGGAAAGUUGUCAUUUUUGAGCCAUAUCCUUCUGUGGUGGAUCCAGAGGAUUCUCAGGCCUUGGCCUUCAACCCGAGGAAAAAGGAUUACGAUCGGGUGAUGAGAGCCCUGGACAGCCUUACAUCUAUCAGAGAGAUGACCCAGGCGCCUUACUUGGAAAUCAAGAAGCAGAUGGACAAGCAUGACCCUCUAGCUCACCCGCUGCUGCAGUGGGUGAUUUCCAGUAAUCGGUCACACAUUGUCAAGCUCCCAGUAACUCGGCAACUGAAGUUCAUGCACACGCUACACCAGUUCCUCCUUCUCAGCAGCCCCCCUGCCAAAGAAUCCAACUUCAGAGCUGCCAAAAACCUGUUUGGGAGCACGUUCGCUUUCCACGGUUCUCACAUCGAGAAUUGGCACUCCAUUUUGCGGAAUGGCUUGGUUGUGGCAUCUAACACAAGACUUCAGCUCCAUGGCGCCAUCUACGGGAGUGGGAUCUAUCUCAGCCCAAUGUCAAGCAUAUCCUUCGGCUACUCAGGGAUGAACAAAAAGCAACAGAAAGUGACAUCUAAAGAUGAGACUGUGACAAACAGCAAGACCAACUUACAUCUGCAGUCACAGAAGAAAGGACAACAGCCGCAGUUUUUGCAAAGCCGGAAUCUUAAGUGUAUAGCCUUAUGUGAAGUCAUCACAUCUCCUGAUCUGCACAAGCAUGGAGAUAUCUGGGUUGUACCCAACACAGAUCAUGUCUGUACAAGGUUUUUCUUUGUCUACGAAGAUGGGCAGGUGGGUGACACGAGUAUCAACACACAAGACCCCUGCAUCCAUCGGGAGAUUCUGAAAGUCAUCGGUAACCAGACAGCCACGGGAUAAAGCCUGGAGCAGGGCUAAUGCCUCCUGUGGCUUCUCACUAUCCUCUGUCUCAGAGCUGGAUUUUGAGCUGAGGACAGGGUUGUAUCGAUUGGGUUCUCACAAACGCAAGAAAACUAAAACAAAAGAAGAAGAACUAUGAAAUGAUCUAAAACACCUAAUUUAGGAAAGGUUUGACAUGUUGACAGUAUAGCUGCAGUGUUUAUAAACAACACGACACACAUUUACAACAAAAUAUGUCCAGCUAUGGAGGAACUCUAAAUGUAGGCUACAUUUAUAGGUGAAAUGGAGAACCCUUUUUCUGAGGACAAUGUUACACUUCUGUUUGACUGAUGGAUGACAUCAAUUUUGUAAAGAAAAUUAUAAACGGUAAAACCGUUUUUCCAACAAACAAAAAAAUUGCGACUUCUGCUGAUAGUUAUAAGGGCCUUUUCAGGAAACUACGAGAGACAUUCAUGUCUAGAAAAGGUACCAUCUUACCUUGUUUACUAAGAGUUGUACCUUUUUAAAGUACAAUGUACUUUCUGUAUACCGAAGGUGUUGAUAUGCACUUUAUUUUUCUUAAUGUAAUAUAUUUCUUCCGAUUGGGUCAAUCUAGAAAGACCUUUUCCAUUGGUCAUUUUCGAAAAUGAUCAUAGAAAAUAAUAAGAAAAAAAAAGGUUUUGACUUUUUUCAACCGAGAUGAAUGGGUGCAGAGGGAAGAUGAUGGAAGGAGGAUGAUGGAGGGCGUUUGCCCUCAGCAGAGUGAUCAUCUACUCAGAGAUCAUUUGAGAACCAGAGAGGGCAGGAAGGAAUUCUGUGCUCAUUCAGAAUAGGUAGGCAGUAGGCCUGAACACAACACCACUUUGAGAAAAACAAUAUUGGUUGUUUCACAUUAAAGUGUAUUGACUGGUUUACAGUGGGUCAAUAUUUCAGAUACAAGUAAAAAAAUUGAGUCAUUUACAAGCCUCCUAAUAAACAGUUUUGAACACCUAUCCAUAAACAACUAUCUUGAAUUUGAAAAACAAAAAGAAGUGUUA
Hypomesus transpacificus is the source of this 4027-nucleotide messenger RNA. RefSeq names its product poly (ADP-ribose) polymerase family, member 8 (gene parp8). The record is from RefSeq and is a predicted model, not a curated record. The transcript has 26 exons. Bases 387 to 3011 code for a protein of 874 amino acids. NCBI's taxonomy places the organism in Eukaryota, Metazoa, Chordata, Actinopteri, Osmeriformes, Osmeridae. Gene Ontology annotation, molecular function: protein serine/threonine kinase activator activity; kinase binding; NAD+ poly-ADP-ribosyltransferase activity. Gene Ontology annotation, cellular component: endoplasmic reticulum tubular network; membrane; nuclear envelope. Gene Ontology annotation, biological process: endoplasmic reticulum unfolded protein response.